This is a messenger RNA of Guillardia theta CCMP2712, 420 nucleotides long. RefSeq lists its product as hypothetical. NCBI's taxonomy places the organism in Eukaryota, Cryptophyceae, Pyrenomonadales, Geminigeraceae. The record is from RefSeq and is a predicted model, not a curated record. The transcript has 4 exons. The coding region runs from base 16 to 378 and encodes 120 amino acids.
ACCCGCCUCUCCGCCAUGCUCAGAAGCGCUCUCCUCCUCCUCCUCGCUCUCGCCUGCGUCUCCGCAUUUGCCCCUGCUGCCCUCCCAGCUCUCAGAUCAACUCGCAAGGCUCCCAUCAGCAGCGUGAGAAUGGCUGGAGCCGACAGGAUGCCCCCAGGCCCUAAGGGACGUGGUCCAUUCGGACCUGAGGACACCUUUGUCCUUCCGGACGGUCGCUCUUACACCCCUGGAGAUGCCUGCACUGAUGACAUCUACGGUGCUGCUCUCGCCAACCCUGUCGUGCUUCCUGAUGCCUUGAAGCUCACCGUCGGAGCUGGAUUGUUGGGCUUCUCCGUCCUCGUUCCUACCAUUCUCAUCAAGGUGAUUGGAGGAUAUUAAACAUGAUUGAUCUCAAGAAAUAAAAAGUUGAACUCCAUUGUG